UUAAUUUUUUAAACGAGAUAGAUGACUGUACCAAUAUAAUUAAUUGAACUUUUGAUAUCAAUGUAUAAGUUGUGGGACGUAAAUAUAAUAAACGUUGGCCUUCUAAUUUAUUUUUUUAUAAAAAUCGAUCUGCCUGCCCGAAAAAAUAAGGUCAAUUGCCAUCCAGCCUCCGCCCUCGCCUUCGUCGGUUUACGGGAGGUUCUCUAUAGUACGCGAUCAUGGUGUGCGUGGCGUGCCUUCUGCCCCUCUUCCUCAUCCCAGUCGUCAACGCUUUGCCGUUGCUUGUGGAUUUCAUCCUCGGUAAGGUGUACGGACUUUUUGGUUGGGAAUACAGGAAACCUGAACGAGUUCCUCCUGCUUGUCCUUACAAGCCUGUGAACAAGAAGGAUGCUCAAGGUGGCAGUGAGGAACACACAAAUCCAGAAUCGCAGAAAGUUGCUGAAAAUGAUAAGCAAGAAUGACCGUUGGUCUAAGACCCAUGUGUAGUGCUCCCUUGCUGAUUGGAACACUAUAUCCAAAGACUUCAAACAAAUAAUAGAAAGAAAAAAGAUAAUGUGAAGACCAAUAAGCAUCAUCUUUUUGUUAAAUCAUUUGCUAUGCUUGCUUCAAUUUAGUACAUUCCCCCUUUCAAAACAUAAACCAGUGAUCGAUUCCAUUUGUACAGAUGCCUCUGUUAUCCAUUUAGUUUGGUAUCUUUGAA
Molecule: messenger RNA, 700 nt
Organism: Phoenix dactylifera (date palm)
Lineage: Eukaryota; Viridiplantae; Streptophyta; Magnoliopsida; Arecales; Arecaceae
Source: RefSeq, a predicted model, not a curated record